Molecule: messenger RNA, 2044 nt
Organism: Tripterygium wilfordii
Lineage: Eukaryota; Viridiplantae; Streptophyta; Magnoliopsida; Celastrales; Celastraceae
Exons: 5
Coding region: 140-1480 (446 amino acids)
Source: RefSeq, a predicted model, not a curated record
CAAUUAUACCUGUCUCAACAGUUUGAUUUACCAUCAUUUAACAUGACUAAUCUCUCUUCCAUCGUCGAUCGAAAUCAACGACCUCCAGAUUUCAAUCUGGAACCAUCCGAUCGGAGCUCCAUCGAGAGGCUCAGCUUCCAUGGGAGACAAUAACAUCGAAGUGCCCCAACCUCCCUUGCAGACUCCGCUCCUUCAGGAAUCAAACCUUUCUCAGGAAAACCAUCAUCAACAGGAAGUAACGAGGGAUGAAGGGACCGAUCUCGAUCGAAAUCUUCGGAGGCUGGAGACCUUCUUGACAUUUCUCGGCUUCAAUCAAUCUUCUCCGUUGAGCUUCAUUUUAUCUUGGACUGUUUUCGUCCUCGUAGGGGUAGUACUGCCGAUCGUGAUACUGGAGCUCCCGAAUUGUGAAGGUUGCGACGAGUAUCAGAUCAAGGAUUUCGAGCUUGAUAUCGUGGCAUCGCAGGCAUGCUUGGCCGCUGUUUCUCUGAUUUGUUUGUCGCAUAAUUUACGUAAGUAUGGCAUCAGGAAGUUUCUCUUUGUUGAUCGAAGUAGCGGUCACAUGGACCGAUUACGCAACCUCUAUAUUCGCCAGAUUUCGGAAUCUAUGCGCUUGCUCAUAUGGGGGUCAGUACCAUGUUUCAUUCUAAAGGUUUCGCGUGAAGUUAUCCGUGGUUUAUAUAUACGUCAUGAAUCAUGGUGGCAAUCCGUUGCAAUCUUAUUGGGUUUGAUCUUAUCCUGGACUUAUGUAAGUGCAAUAUUUCUGACAGCCAGCACCUUAUUUCACUUAGUCUGCAACUUGCAAGUUAUUCACUUUGAUGACUAUGCAAAGCUCUUGGAAAGGGAAUCUGAUGUUUUGGUGCUUAUGGAGGAACAUAUCCGUCUAAGGUAUCAUCUCUCUAAGAUAAGCCAUAGAUUCCGAAUUUAUCUUCUUCUAGAGUUCGUGGUUGUCACAGCUAGCCUAUUCAUGACUCUAUUCCAGACCACUGGGUACAGUGGAAUAAUUACUGCCAUAAAUGGUGGUGAUUUUGCGGUCUCCUCAGUUGUUCAAGUCAUUGGGAUAAUUAUAUCCCUGCAUGCUGCAACAAAAAUAUCCCACAGAGCCCAAAACAUUGCUUCUCUAGCAAGUAGAUGGCAUGCAUUAGCGGCAUGCUGUCCAGCUGAUGCAUCUCAAUUGAGAACUUCAAACAGUGCGGGCAACAUCCAAGCUGCCAGUUUACCAAACUUGCUGCAUAUAAAUUAUUCUGAAAGUGAUUUGGAGUCUCUCGACUAUGUUUCGAUGCCUACAGAUUCACGUUUGAUUUCUUAUAUGUCCUCAUAUUACAAGAGACAUGCCUUUGUAAUAUAUUUGCAGAUGAACCCUGGGGGAAUCACAAUUUUUGGAUGGACAGUUGAUCGGGGUCUUCUCAACACAAUCUUCUUCCUUGAACUCACUUUGGUUACCUUUGUACUUGGAAAGACCAUAAUUUUGAGCACGACAUGACCACUUUCGAUGAGGAGCUGCUCAACAGCUGUGGACUCCUCAAGGGAGUGGAGUGGAGUGGAGUGGUCGAGACAGCCCAUUAACGAGGUGGGGUUCCUCCUCCACCUUACUUACGAGCUUUACAACAACAUUUUUGCUCCAACAGACGAUGCACACCUUCAAUCUCAACAUUUUUGCUUCAACUCAAAUCAAAAGAGACUUGUUUGAAUGGUACAUUAAAAAAGAGAGUAAAAUAACCAUCAAAAAAUUUACCAAACAAUUUUCACUUGCAAGUUUUUACCCAUCUUACCCUGAAGGAAAAAAGGGGAAAAAAAAAUGACAUGACAUGCCAACGUAAUCGAUAUGCAUGGUAUUAAAUAUUGUACAGGAUAUCCGAACGCACGUUUUGUUUAUUUAGGCUGGGAUAGAAGCGUACACCAACCUCGCAAACUUACUGUUAGUAGAAAAGCUGUUAGCAGAAGGCAAGUAUCCACCGCUACAUACGUACAGAGAGCACAGAAAAUCCCAUGGAUCAUGACAUUUCACCUUGUUUUUGCCCAUUGUUCAUCUUUGACAAAAUGAAAG